Messenger RNA from Meloidogyne enterolobii, 909 nucleotides. The record is from the annotation of a GenBank genome assembly. NCBI's taxonomy places the organism in Eukaryota, Metazoa, Nematoda, Chromadorea, Rhabditida, Meloidogynidae.
AUGGAGUCCAGAAAUGAUUGCUUAUAUCCUUCUACCUCUGUUGCUUCCUCUAACAAUUGCAAUAUAAUAAAUUCUGCUGAGCAGGUCAUUUCUAGUUUAUCGAAAAAUCCCCAACUUCUCAUUCAGGAUUCUACACCUUCUAUCAUUAAUUCCGCCGUCUCAGACCCUCUUCCAUCAGAAAACCCUCCAAAUGCCUUAGCUCCUUUAUCCGACUCCUCUUCCCGUCAAUGCAGAAUUUGUCUUUUAACAACAGAAACAAAAAGAAAACCCCUAAUUUCACCUUGCCAUUGUUCUGGCACUGUUAGGCAUGUUCACAUUCAUUGUUUAACACAUUGGAUUGAAGUAUCUUCAAGAAAGGCAGCGUGUAUUAAUUCAACACGUUAUACUAAACCUUUACCGCCACAUUGUGAAUUAUGUGGUUUUAGAUAUCGAAGGAGGCCUUUUGUGGAUUUGACGAGAAUUCAUCUUCCGUUUAUGGAUAUGCGUGACCGUGUACUUAACGGACUUUGUUUGCUACUUAUUUUAAUAAUGGGAAUUUGUGCCUGGGUAGCUGGACAGCAUGUUCAAAGUGCUAAUAGUAGGAGGAUGGUAACAGUAGUGAGUAAUCGUAACCGAAUGGCCACCAUUUCACAACCGGACAUUACAAUUCUUUGUUCUGUUUUACUUUUAUUCACCGCCUUCUUUCUCGCAAUUUUCACUCAAUACAGGGCAGAAGUUACCCUUUUUAGAGCACUUUCCAGCCUUUGGGCAACUAACAGGAAUUGGCGUAUUCGUGAUUUGCCUCAUCCAAUUAUUGAGGAUGAAGAGAAACAAACUUUUAUUAAAAGAAAAGAUGAAAGAUUUAUGGAAAAUGCACAAACACAAACAUUUUUAACUUCAACAAUGUUAUUAAUGUCUGGAAAAAUAUAA